AUGGAAAGUUUCCCGGCUUUUAUUAUUGAUGCUUUUACGGAAAGAAGGUUUACUGGAAAUCCGGCGGCUGUUUGUUUGAUCCCCAGGGUGAGUAGAUUAUGAUGUUACAUGAAAAUUUGAAAAUUUCAUGAAAUUUGGAUCAUUUUAAGCCUAAAUAUGAUGAAAAAAAAUCUAAUUUCAGAUUUUUGAGCAUAUUUCACAUUUUUUGCUAUAGAAAAACAUGUUUCAGAUCCUCGAAGACAAAGAAUAUCAAAAAAUCGCGGCCGAAUUCAAUCUCUCCGAAACCGCUUUUCCAGUUCCAAUCGGAGGCAUCACCGAUUUCCGAACUUGUUCUCAAUUUUCUCUCCGAUGGUUCACACCAACCACCGAAGUUCCACUAUGUGGACAUGCCACGUUGGCCACAUCUCAUGUGCUUUUCAACGAGGUUGGAAACAUCAGCAAGGAGAUCAAAUUUGAUACGAAAUCUGGGGUUUUGGUUGUGAAGCGGAAUGAGAAUGGAAGUGUUCAGAUGAAUUUCCCGAAAUAUGAUAUCACUUCGUUGCGAUUUAGCCACGUGGAAAAUAGGUUGCAUGGAAUAUUUUCGGAGUUUAAGGCACCGCAUUUUCUUUGGGAUUUGGUGCAGUGUGUUGUACCGAAAGAAGUGGGUUUUGAUUGAUUUUUGGAUUAUGAUCUGAAGAGGAGAACUCCAGGAGGUUCACCUUAAGAUCUGAAUCCAGCCAGGCCCAAUCUGCAGGCUUCAGGGUUUCAGAUGUCUGAAUCCGGUUUGGUGCGAUGUUCAGAGUAAACAUCGCAUCAGAUCUGAUUUUCAAGAUGUUUGUACUGAGUCAGAUUCAAUCUUCUGAUUUUCUGGAUCUAGCCAGGCCCUAUCCUCAGAAUCAGCUUCCUGAAUUAAACCAUCUUCGAUCCAGCCUGAUCUACAUCGAAAUUUUUCCAUUUUUCUAGAUUGUUGUGACUGAUGUUGCUUACGCGGCUCAAGCCAAGAAGUUGAUAAUUGUUGUAGAUCCAGAGACCACCAAGUUCGAAUUGGAGGGAGUGAGUUUCCUUUUCAUGAACUCGACCAAAACAAUCUUCUAGAUUCGAAUUGAUGAUGCCAAACUUCUCGAACUACACGAUGGCUCAUUUGUCAGAGGUGUCGCAAUAACUCUCCACCCAAAAUCAGCAAUCUACCAAGGUUUUAUGAAUUCAUCCAACGAGGAAUUCGACUACGCUUGUCGAUAUUUUGCACCUUGGGUUGGAAUCAAAGAAGAUCCCGCAACUGGAUCUGCCCAAUGUUGUUUGGGGCCAUUUUGGGCAAAGCUUCUUGAUAAGCAACAACUUUAUGUGCUCCAAGCCUAUCCGAAUCGUGGUGCCGAGUUUAGAGUUGGAAUUGAGGAUCAGAGAGUGAUUCUAGAUGGAACUUCAGUGACGGUUUUGAAUGGAUCAAUUAAAUUGGAUGAGCCAAAAUUCUUCUGA
Messenger RNA from Caenorhabditis angaria, 1452 nucleotides. The record is from the annotation of a GenBank genome assembly. Lineage: Eukaryota; Metazoa; Nematoda; Chromadorea; Rhabditida; Rhabditidae.